Conger conger (European conger) is the source of this 1434-nucleotide messenger RNA. Its product is annotated as acidic mammalian chitinase-like. NCBI's taxonomy places the organism in Eukaryota, Metazoa, Chordata, Actinopteri, Anguilliformes, Congridae. The coding region runs from base 1 to 1434 and encodes 477 amino acids. The transcript is spliced from 11 exons. Gene Ontology annotation, biological process: chitin catabolic process; carbohydrate metabolic process. The record is from RefSeq and is a predicted model, not a curated record. Gene Ontology annotation, molecular function: chitin binding; chitinase activity. Gene Ontology annotation, cellular component: extracellular region.
AUGUCCAAGCUGACUGUCUUAGCAGGCUUAUGCCUGGUGCUCUGCCAGAUAGGUGCUGGACUUGAGAUGGGGUGCUAUUUCACCAACUGGUCCCAAUACAGACCUGGGAUUGGAAAGUACCUGCCUGCUAAUGUAGACCCCUUCCUGUGCACCCACCUGCUCUACGCCUUCUCCAUCCUCAACCACAACAACGAGCUUACCAUGUACGAGUGGAAUGACGAUGUUCUCUACAAGGCCUUCAACGACCUGAAGAAGAAAAAUGCCCAUCUGACAACUCUCCUGGCUGUUGGUGGAUGGAACUUUGGCUCAGCUCAGUUCUCCAUCAUGGUGUCCACCCCAGCCAACCGUCAGACGUUCAUCCAGUCGUCCAUCAAGUUCCUGCGGACACACGGCUUUGACGGGCUCGACCUGGACUGGGAGUACCCUGGGUCUCGAGGGAGCCCCCCAGAGGACAAGCAGAGAUUCACCCUCCUGUGCAAGGAGCUUGUGGAGGCCUAUGAGGCAGAAGGAAAGGCCACUGGACGCCGCAGGUUGAUGCUCACUGCAGCAGUGUCUGCUGGGAAGGGGACCAUUGAUGCCGGCUAUGAAAUCGCUGAAAUCGGAAAGCACCUGGACUUCAUCAAUGUGAUGACGUAUGACUUCCACGGGACCUGGGAGAGGUUCACUGGGCACAACAGCCCGCUGUACCGUGGAGCUCAGGAUAACGGAGACCUCAUCUACUUCAACACCGACUUUGCCAUGAGGUACUGGAGGGAUAACGGUGUCCCCUCUGACAAGCUCCGAAUGGGAUUCGCCACAUACGGCCGCACGUUCCGCCUGGCCGACCCGGCGUCCAAUGGGGUUGGGGAUACAGCAACUGGCCCUGCUUCUGCUGGAACCUACACACGGGAGGCUGGCUUCUGGGCAUACUACGAGAUCUGUGGUUUCCUGAAAGGCACCACUAUCCAGUGGAUUACUGACCAGAAAGUUCCCUAUGCCACCAAAGGAUACGAGUGGGUGGGAUUUGACACGCAGGAGAGCUAUGAGACCAAGGUGCGCUACCUGAAGGACCAGAAGAUUGGAGGUGCCUUUGUCUGGGCCCUGGACCUGGAUGACUUCGCAGGACAGUUCUGUGGGCAGGGAAAUCAUCCCCUCAUGGGCCACCUACGCAAGCUCCUGGAUAUUGAACUGCCUCCACAGCCACCCAGCACCACCACCAAGCCCGGACCCCCAACUGAUAAACCACCAACUCCCCCCACGACCACCACCACCCCCCACAUCCCUGGCCCCGGAGAUACCUUCUGCACUGGCAAGCCUGAUGGCGUAUACCCCAAUCCGGAAGAUCCUAACGCCUUUUACUUAUGCUCAGGGGGAGUGACCUUCCCCAAACGCUGUGGCGCAGGCACAGUGUUCGACGAAAGCUGCAAGUGUUGCACCUGGCCUAAGGCUCACUGA